UUCCUCUCCCCUCUGAUCACCAGCCUACAUACGGAAGAAAUAAAAAAGAAAACAAAGUAAAAGCCGACAAUAAAGGAGAGCUCGAGUUCAAUCGGAGUAAAAACCUAGCAAAGCUCGUGCAAACGUUUGGAAGUGCCCGAUAUCCGCCAUGGGUCCCUUCCCUACAAACCCUAACCCUAGCCCCCUCCUCGAUCUUCGACCCUCCCGGCGAACGCACGAUGUCCGAUGAACGGCCCCCGGAUCCAGAUGUCCGCCCCCAUGGCCCCGGCUCCCUUCUCCGCCCCUCCACCCUCCUCCGCCUCCGCCGCCGCCCGAUCGUCGCCGGCGCCACUCCAGUCUCACCUCCCGUCCCCACUCUCCCUCGGCCUCCUUCCCCUCCCCCCGCCUCCCAGCUCCACGACCCGCCCGCCACCGUCCGGCCUCGACCUGGCCGAGAGCGCGCCCGUCGCGAGGGUGAGGUUGGCGGACAUCGCUCCCUACGAGGGUGCUCCGGGAGCGGCCUAUGCUAGGGCGGUGGAGUUGCUGUCGGGGUCGCUGAUGAGGCACAACGCGGUGGUGAUCGAGCUCGGGAGCGAGGAGGCUGUGGUGGUGCGGUGCGCGCUGGAGUCGGUGAGGAUGUACUUUAAAGCAAGAGCGCGGUGCAGUAGUGGCGGUGGGGGGAAGGCGAGCCGCGGUGUUUACAUCUACCGCGCUGGAAGGGCUUUGGAAGAUGGAGACCUGUCACCUGCAUGCAUGAAUGAUGCUUUCACAUGUAUGGGAAAGGCAGCUCGUGCUGCGCUGUGUGCAAUAGCAAGACAUCUUCGUCUACGCAGCGAUGUUUUCAACCAUCUGCUUGAUGAUACCCCACUACCUGCCAAUGAGGUCUCUUCAUCGGUGUUGGUUGCAGCCUGUUCUCAUGCCUCAUUACAGAAUGGCAAGGGGCUUAUUGGAGGAGGAAAAUCUUUGGCUAAUGAAGUAGAAAAAGGGUUGUUGACAUUAAUUGCUUCUGACAGUCCUGGGAUUCAGGUUUGUGAUCCAAAUGGUCGUUGGUACCUGGCAGAUGGGGGUUCAGGUCCUAGUGACCUAUUGUUGGUUACAGGAAGGGCACUUAGUCAUGCUACUGCUGGUCUCCGCCCAGCUGCCUCAUAUAGGAUCGCUGCUGACUAUUCUUCAGGAAUUAUGACUGCUGGAAGGACAUCACUGACAUUUAGACUAAUGCCUCAAAGCAAUGCUAUAUUGGAUUGCUCUCCAAUUGCAGCUGCUGGCCAUGUAAUCCCACAAAGUUACCAACCAAUAUCUGUGAGCCAGUUUAUGGAUGACUUGUCUGCCGAAGAAGAUGUGUGCAACCAUCCUGAUAAUACCUAUGUGGCAUGCGAUGAUCAUAACCUAAUUAGGGAACCAUCAUUGAGAAGUGUCCUCUCAGACCCUUUAUCUGGGGCAUUCCUUGAGGAUGCUAUGGUUGUAUCUUGCGGACAUUCAUUUGGUGGCCACAUGUUGAAGAAAGUCAUAGAAAUGGCGAGAUGUACUCUCUGCAGUUCAGAAAUAGACACUGGGUCCUUGGUCCCUAACUUUGCUUUGAGAGCUGCAGCUACUGCAGUGAAGAUGGAGGAUGACAGGAGACUCUUCCAUAAUGCUUCUCUUCGAAAACGCAGGAAAGAAGUUGGUGAGCAGACGGAUGCCCUGAAGAGACUAGGCAAGGAAAAUGGUGAGGUGGCAGUCGAUAGUGAGAGCCCUAGACCGCUAAAAGGAGUUCAAUAUCCAUUUGCAGUGAAUGAGAAAGUGUUGAUCAAGGGAAACAGGAGGACCCCUGACAAAUUUGUUGGAAGGGAAGCAUUGAUCACAUCCCAAUGCUUGAAUGGCUGGUAUCUCCUCAAGAUUCUUGACAGUGGAGAAAGCGUGCGCUUGCAAUACCGCUCUCUCCAGAAACUCCCGUGCUCUCAAGCUGAUGACAGGGCUCGGCCAGAACCACUGCUUCAGAGCAGCAGUUGACAGAAUCGCAUGGAUACUUUUGUUGCAUCCUCUGCCCGCUUGGGUCAGGAGGUUCGUCUCUUUGGCCGGUUAUUGUGCAUUUUUAGCAGAUCCCCAUGUACGUGCUUUUCUUUUUGAAGUUCUGCUUCCAGGGAGGCGGGGUGGUGGGUGUUGGGAAUUGCAGUACAAGCACUCAAAUCCUGUAAAAAUCAAAGGCCAGCUUUACAGAGCUUUGUAACCGGCAAAUGAUGUGCCAUGCAACUGUCUCUGGUGCCUUGCACCUGCUGCUGUGUGCAAUAGAUUUCAAGGACUCAUGAAAUUUAAUACUAAUUGAGAUGUGCACAAUCCAGUCAAGCUAAAGCAUGUUGGGUUAAAGAAGUGAUUAUUUCUGCUUA
Messenger RNA from Elaeis guineensis (African oil palm), 2342 nucleotides. RefSeq lists its product as uncharacterized. The record is from RefSeq and is a predicted model, not a curated record. Lineage: Eukaryota; Viridiplantae; Streptophyta; Magnoliopsida; Arecales; Arecaceae.